Messenger RNA from Anoplopoma fimbria (sablefish), 801 nucleotides. Its product is annotated as V-set and transmembrane domain-containing protein 2-like protein. The transcript has 4 exons. Bases 1 to 801 code for a protein of 266 amino acids. Lineage: Eukaryota; Metazoa; Chordata; Actinopteri; Perciformes; Anoplopomatidae. The record is from RefSeq and is a predicted model, not a curated record.
AUGGGGGCGUUCAGGGCGCUGCUGGGGAGUUUACACUACAUUGGACUCUACAUGCAACUUGGAGUCUCCGGGAGGCAAGCUGGACACGGCGAGGUGGAGAACCACAUCUCCGGGAACGCCAUGUUCACAGAGGUGCCUCAUGAUAUGACUGCUCAGAGAGGUCAGGACGUGGAGAUGGCGUGCUCCUUCAGAGGGGCGGGAACGCCGUCGUAUUCACUGGAGAUCCAGUGGUGGUACAUCAGGAACCAUCUUGACUGGACGGACAGACAACCCUGGACAACCAAUGAAGUCGCUCCUGAGGAAGAUAUGCCAAAGGAUGCUACAAAGAUAAGUGUCGUGAAGGUUGUAGGAAGCAACAUCUCCCAUAAACUCCGCCUCUCCCGGGUGAAGCCUUCUGAUGAGGGCACCUAUGAGUGCCGCGUCAUCGACUUCAGCGACGUCGCGGGUGCCCGCCACCACCGCGUCAGGGCCUACCUGCAGGUGGUGCCAGAGAGCGACAUCAUCGACAGUAACCGCAACGACAACUUCGAGGCCCUGGACGAUACCAAGGGAGGGGUGGAAUACGUCGACGGAGACAACGCCGAGUCUCACGGUGGCACCAAAGAGCACGCUCACGGCCAUCACCAGAAUCACGGGCACAACCAGGAGCACGGCAAGCGGCCCUCGACGCCGACCCACCACGGCCACAGCCACAGCGGCAGCGGUCAGCAGCAAAAGGCGGGCAGAGAGCUGAGGAAGAGGGACGUGGACAGUAACCACAGCCACAAUGACUGCACCAACGAGCCAAGCUGCGCGCCGUAG